CACUCUUUGUCAUAUAACGCUUUGAAACUACUGACGGUCUUGGCCUCCACCACCUUCUCACUGAACUUGUUCCAACCGUCUACCACUCUAUUUGCGAAGAUACCAUAUGCUGCCAUCUUCAGCAGAUGUAUAAAAAGCUUAACAUAUGAUAUGUGUGUAGUAAUUCAACCCAAUAUGUCCUUAAAAUCAAGAUUUUUGAAGCCAGGUGAUGACAUAUAUGCAGAAGACCGCAGUGAUGUUGACCAGACCAGUGGAACAACAUUUAUAUAUAACCCAGAUCGCUCUUUGUCAAUUGAAAAACAACGUCAGCGACUGCCAGUGUUCACUGCACGUAACCACAUUCUAUACCUGGUAGAGACAUAUCAAACAACAAUAGUGGUAGGCGAAACAGGUUCUGGGAAGAGCACACAAAUUCCACAGUAUCUUAGAGAAGCAAGGUGGUCAGUUGAUGGACUAAUUGGCAUUACACAACCUCGGCGAGUGGCAUGCACCACUCUGGCUGAACGUGUGGCAGAGGAAUGUGAUGUGAUACUUGGCAAGGAGGUUGGAUACUCCAUACGCUUUGAUGAUUAUAACACUCCUGGCACAACGCAGAUAAAAUAUGUGACAGAGGGGUUGUUGGUCCGAGAGAUGAUGGCAGAUCCACUUUUGAGACAGUACUGUGUUGUUAUGCUUGAUGAAAUCCAUGAACGAACUCUCUACACUGAUAUUGUACUUGGGCUCAUGAAAAAAAUCCUCCGUAGACGUAAAGAUUUGCGCUUGAUCAUCUCCUCAGCAACUGUUGAUGCAGAUCACUUGUAUAAUUUCUUUAAUUACAACACUACAACGGACAAGAGUAAAGACACAGCAACAGUUUUGUCAGUUGAGGGACGAACUCAUCCAGUAGAUAUUUCCUAUCUCGAAGAAUCAACUGCUGACUAUGUGAAAUGCAGUGCAGAAACAGUUAUGAAGAUUCAUAGCAAACACGGCCCGGGUGAUGUCUUAGUCUUCCUCACUGGUGCAGAAGAAGUAGAAACUUGUGUUUCUCUUCUCAAGGAAUAUGCAUUCUCUCUCAAAAAAAAUGAAGGUUCUCUCCUCAUUUUGCCAAUGCAUGGAGCCCUGACAAACAGCGAUCAACUGAGAGUGUUUCAGUUUUCACCUCCAGGAGUCAGGAAAGUGGUAGUGGCAACCAAUAUUGCAGAGACCUCCGUUACUAUGCCUGGCAUUGUAUAUGUUGUGGACUGUGGAUUUGUGAAACUACGAUGGUACAACCCAAGUAGCCAUACAGAUGCCCUUGUAGUUGUUCCUACUUCCCAGGCAUCUGCUAUUCAAAGAGCAGGAAGAGCAGGACGAACCCGUUCCGGAAAUGUAUACAGACUAUACACUGAAGAAGAGUACAACAAGCUUAGUGAAGUUACACCACCGGAAAUGGUUCGUUCAAACCUAUCUUCAGCUGUUCUCAACUUAAUGGCUUUAGGAAUUGAAAACAUGUUGCGAUUUGAUUUUCCGUCACCACCACCAGCAAAACAUUUAUCAGCAGCACUAGAUGAACUCUUUGCCCUGGGAGCUCUCACUGAAGAGGGUACCCUCACUAAGCCUCUGGGACAGCAAAUGGCAGAAUUCCCAUUACCUCCCCAAUUAGCCAAGAUUUUACUGGUUUCAGGUGACUUUGGGUGUUCACAAGAGAUUUUGUCAAUUCUGGCAAUGUUGCAAGUUCAAAAUGUAUUCACAAUACCUCGAGGUCAAGAAUGCCAUGCACGUGCUAACCACCGAAGUUUCCAGGUUAAUGAAGGAGACUUAAUUACACUAUUAAAUGUGUUCACUGCUUACACAAAACAUGGAGAGUCAAAACAGUGGUUAACCCUUAAACUGCGCAUGGCCACCAGGGCUGUACCAGAAAGAGGCAUUUCACUAAAUUUAAUGCUGCUUUGUUUUUUAUUCACAGGUGGUGUAGAUGCUGUGUGUAAAUGCAUCACAGCGGGUAUGUUCCCAAAUGCUGCCUAUCUCCACCACUCUGGUACCUAUCGAACUGUGAGGGGGAACCAAUUGCUGUGCAUUCAUCCAUCCUCUGUACUCUACACUGAAACACAACCACAGUGGGUGUUAUUCCAUGAAGUGCUGCACACAUCACAAAUGUUUAUGCGUGAUUUAACUGUGAUUGAUCCUACUUGGCUGCUUGAGCUUGCACCACAUUUCUACGAGAAAAGGACCUUGCAAGAUUAAUAAAACAGUGUUUCAAGUAAAAAUUUUGUAAAAUAUA
This is a messenger RNA of Procambarus clarkii (red swamp crayfish), 2239 nucleotides long. Lineage: Eukaryota; Metazoa; Arthropoda; Malacostraca; Decapoda; Cambaridae. The record is from RefSeq and is a predicted model, not a curated record.